Molecule: messenger RNA, 2584 nt
Organism: Lobosporangium transversale
Lineage: Eukaryota; Fungi; Mortierellomycota; Mortierellomycetes; Mortierellales; Mortierellaceae
Product: Gaa1-like protein
Exons: 12
Coding region: 381-2300 (639 amino acids)
Biological process (GO): attachment of GPI anchor to protein
Cellular component (GO): membrane; GPI-anchor transamidase complex
Source: RefSeq, a predicted model, not a curated record
UGUGGUGGAUGAUGACAGUGGACAAUGAUGGGUUCUCGAGAAAAAGGGUUUUUGGCGGAAAGAAAGGAAAGAGUUCAGCUCUAAAGGUUUCGCUGAGGUCGAAGAUGGAAUGUUUACUAUAUGUCAGUGUAAAAUGUGUGUAGAAAAAAAUGAUGCUCGUCCCUAUACAACCGCUCACAGGGACCAAUUUGAUUGAGUACUUUUUCAUGCAUCUUCCUGCAUACUCUGAAUUGCUCUCAAGCCACUUUGGUAACACUUGCUAUUUGUAAGAUCUCUUGUUUGCACAUCAUCCUUCCCAUCACUGUCCGUGGCGGUUCAUUUUCAUCGCGCCAUAGAACCAUAGAGUACAUUCAGCAAUAGUAUCGGAAGAAGCAAGACAAAUGGGCUUGCUCAGUCGCCUCUCAAAGGCGAAGAGACGGCAAAUGUUUGGUCAUUUUGUCCUUUACACCAUGCCAAUACUCAGCUAUGCAAUGGUGGCAGUAUCGUUUUUGUGGUUGCUUGCCCUGCCACACCGGAGCUAUAGUAAAGUGACAUAUAUUUCAGAGAACGCCUUGCAACCAGGAGCUGCAAACGUUCAAUUUGAUUGGAAUGAUUUUGUAGUUGCCGAAGCAUAUCGUCAGACUGUUAACAUUAUAUCUGAAUUGCCGCCUCUAGAACGUGCAGAGGCGCUACGAAGAGAGUUCGCGCAGGUUGGACUCAAGUCGGCAACGCAAAAUUACACAUUGCAUACUAGCACUGUCACUAGACAUGGUGUCAACACAUAUGCUAUCUUUUACGCACCUAGAUCAGAUGGUACUGAGGCCUUGAUUCUGAGUGCGCCAUGGAAAUCUAGAAAUCCAAAAUUCACAGCAAAUACCAAUGGUGUCGCUAUGUUGCUCGCUCUUGCAAAAGUAUUCAAACGUGGCUCUCACUUUUCCAAGGAUAUCAUUUUUGUUAUAUCGGAUGGCGAUACAGAGGGGCUCCAGGCAUGGCUCAAAGCAUAUCACGGAAAUGAGGAGAGGACAAAGACCCGUUUUGAGGAAACACUGCACAUCAGAAGUGGGGCCAUCCAGGCAGCACUAAAUCUUGACUUUGCUGGUACCGGGGAUUAUAAUGUCCUAGGCAUCUUUUUCGAGGGUGUAAAUGGCCAGUUACCGAACCUGGAUAUGAUCAAUACAGUUGUAGAGAUUGCAAGAGGAAAAGCCCCUGUAGAAAUAACUUUGCACGAUGAUAUUAUGCCUUACACUGAGAGUAUGCCAAGGAACUACACGAAUUCGCUCAAUAAGAUGUUUUACAUGAUGAAGUAUCAAGCUGCAGGAACUCCCACAGGCAAUCAUGGAGUCUAUUUAAAGUAUAAGAUUGAUGCAAUCACCUUGUAUGGUUUCGACAAGCCAGGAUGGCCUUCUCCGCGAUACAAUCUUUUCCGCCUUGGCGCUGUUGUCGAAUCCACUGUCAGAAGCUUAAAUAACUUAUUGGAGCAUCUUCAUCAGUCUUUCUUCUUUUAUCUUCUCAGUGGAGUGCGGCGUUACACAUCGAUUGGGUUAUAUAUGCCUCCCAUUAUUAUCCUUGGCGUCAGCUUCAUUUUGCAAGCGCUCUCACUUUGGGGCAUAUCGAGUGAUCUUCCAUUGGAGCUUAAGGUCCUGUCAGAGGCUAAGGCUACUGCAAUUGUAUUGCCAUAUUCACGUAGAAGCAGGAAUCUGAGGGUUGCUACAACUGUAGUGAAUCUAUCCUUCAUUACGGGGUACGGCACCUUCUAUUUGUUAACCACGAAUUUGGGGUUCCCUGGAGAGACACCUUUGAUCAAGCUUAUCGCAAGCGUGGGUAUUUGUAGUACGCUUGUUUUCUCAGCUGUGUCAACUGCUCAUAUCCGUCACCGUGUUCUUAAAGAAAGGCAGAUCAAAGCAAACAGUGCAGAUAAAACUCCAGAGAAGAAUAUAGCUGAGCUUAUCCCUGCAGCAGACUGGAUCAUACUCAAAACAUUCAUCCUAGCGCUCUCUGCCUUGUUCGUUACCACUUUGUCUGCCUUGAACUUCAGUCUUGCUGUCUUUAUCGGCACCACCAUCGUUCUGCCUUACAAAUUUUUCAGACCUUGCAGCAAAAGAUUCCUUUCUGCUGUCCAAGCAGCUGUAUUAGUGAUGAUAUCGCCUCCAGGAUUGUUAUUCGCAACUGCUUGGUGGUUCUCCAAGGAUGUGGGGCUGAUUCUGAGUUGGGCAAUAGAGGGAUAUGAGGUGUUAGGUACGUGGUUACUUCCAACGCUUUGCUGCAUUUAUUGGCCCAUCAAUCUAGCGGCCAUCGUCAUGGUCCUGUUACCAGUGUCCUAGGAACCAAGACAAGCUCUCAAAUAAAGCAUUGGCAGGAAAAGAAAGAAAAUUAUGGCAAUGCAUUGUUGAUAAAGUUGUAUUUAAUGCCAUGACACUGUUUAUAAGGAAUAUUUUAAAACAAUGCAAUCUUGGUCAAGCCAGAUCGAAUCCUCUCAUCCAGAACCUUCAAUCCCAGCAUUUUGAACAGAUCAACGCGAAUUUCAUGAAUAUCUAGUAACGUGCGUCUCUUGGCAUCUUUAUGACAAUCUAGUAGCACGAGCUCUAGCCUAUCGAGGUGAAGUGCU